This is a messenger RNA of Microplitis demolitor, 5024 nucleotides long. It is a transcript of the gene HnRNP-K, whose product is annotated as heterogeneous nuclear ribonucleoprotein K. The coding region runs from base 565 to 1884 and encodes 439 amino acids. Gene Ontology annotation, cellular component: nucleus; cytoplasm. Gene Ontology annotation, biological process: regulation of mRNA splicing, via spliceosome; regulation of transcription by RNA polymerase II. The transcript is spliced from 12 exons. NCBI's taxonomy places the organism in Eukaryota, Metazoa, Arthropoda, Insecta, Hymenoptera, Braconidae. Gene Ontology annotation, molecular function: mRNA binding. The record is from RefSeq and is a predicted model, not a curated record.
AUUGCAUUAGCUACGUUUUUUAUAAAUUUAUUUUUAGUUUAAAUUUACGGCGCGUUUUCUUAAAAUUUAAUUUAAAAGAUUAUACUUGUGUCGUCGACUGCACGAACUAUAUGUUCAGGAAGUUUUACAGGAAAUAUAGUAAAUUGUGUAUGUAGAUACUCCCACGACGAAUGAUGACGAUAUUCUUGCACUUGAGUUUAUGUAGUUUAAUUUGAGUUACAUUCGGAUGCGCAGUGACCUACCGCACAAACAUUACACGUGUAUAUGAUUUUUUUUUUCUCAGUGUUUGCAUCGAGAUACUUACAUGUGAUGUGUGUUGUUUUUAAAAAUAAAUAACUAAAUCGUUACAUAGUUUUUUAAAAUUUUUUAACGUGGGUAUUAAGAACCUGUAGGUGUAGAAUUUAUUGCACCGUUUAAAUUAAUAGGGUAAACACCUGGUCACAGUUUGUUGCUUCUUUAAAUUCCGAAUCAUCUUGAUGUAACAGUACAACUUUAAGACGCGUAAACGAAAGGUGUGUAGUCCAUCCCGGAGGUUAGAGAAACGCGAGCACCAUUACUGACAUAAUGAAGAGGGAGGCAGACACGAUGGGCGGUCAAGGGGGUCCGAUGACCCCUCACAAGCGAUACCGUCAAGGAGAUGACGAGUUACGACUCCUUAUUCCAAGCAAGGUUGCUGGCUCUAUAAUUGGAAAGGGCGGACAGAAUAUCACAAAACUCCGUAGUCAGUACAAAGCCUCAAUCAUUGUACCCGAUUGCCCCGGACCCGAACGAGUCCUGACUAUCAGUUCGGAUUUGGAUACAGUACUCCAGGUUCUUAAUAAAGUUGUACCUAAUCUUGAAGAGAAUGGAACAAAACACGGAAGUGAUGAAAUCGAUAUUCGCAUGCUUGUCCAUCAAAGCCAAGCCGGUUGUGUCAUCGGCAAGGGUGGACUCAAGAUAAAAGAGCUUCGUGAGAAAACGGGUGCGAGGAUCAAGAUUUACUCAAACUGUUGUCCCCACAGUACUGAUCGUGUCAUCAGCAUUUGCGGCAAGUCUGCGACAUGUAUGGACUGCAUUAGAGAAUUGGUUGCCACCAUAAAAACAUCACCAUUGAAGGGUAUAAAUAACCCGUACGAUCCGCAUAACUACGAUGAUUACUAUGCCGAUGAGUAUGGUGGUUAUGGAAGCGGAGACGGUCAAGGUAAACCCGGAUUCCCCGGAGGACGUGGAGGCGGCGGGGGUGGUGGUGGUGGCGGUGGUGGUGGAAUGCCACCCCGUCGUGACAACCGAGGCGGCGGCCCACCAGAUAUGAAUCGAGGAUUCCCUCCACCACCUCGCGGAGGUCCCCGAGGGGGCGGCGGCAGUAUGUCAGGACCACCUGACCGUGGAUAUGGUGGCAAUGCCCGAGGUGGCGGCUACGACGGAGGCAGAGGAGGCGGUGGCGGUGGUGGAGGCGGAGGUGGAGGCUACGCUGGAAACAGGGGCGGCCCUCCGCCUUUCGGUGGAGGAAAUUACAAUGAUAAUGGAUGGGGAAUGCAAGGAAAUGCUCCGAAUGGACUUGGCGGCGGUGGUGGUGGAGGCGGAGGUGGCGGUGGCGGCGGUGGUAAUUCUGGUAUGGGUGGCCCACCAAUGGGAGGAAAUAAUCAGGGUAACCAGGGUAAUAUGGGUGGAAAUAAAACCAGCACUCAAGUUACCAUUCCAAAAGAUCUUGCGGGAGCUAUCAUUGGCAAAGGCGGUGCAAGAAUCAGAAAAAUUCGAUCUGACAGUGGAGCCUCUAUCACAAUAGAUUUACCACUACCCGGAAGUAAUGAUCGCAUAAUAACAAUAUCCGGAGUACCAAAUCAAAUUCAAAUGGCCCAGUAUCUGCUGCAACAAAGUGUACAAGAGAAUGCGGAUCAUUAUUAAAUUACAUGGACUGAUACGCUAACGGGGAGCCAAAGAUGCGUCUGAACGUUUUUCUUUUUCAUUCAUUGCUCUUUUUUUUUCUUUUUUUUUUUUUUUUAAUAUUAUAAAAAAUGCAUCGACAUCAACAACAUUAUUAAUUAAUAAUUAUUAAUAAAUAAAUAAAAGAAAUCGAGUAUAGUUACGUAGAAAAUGCAUUAAUUAGAAUAUUUCCAUAUAGUAACAGCACCUCGUAAUACUGAUGUACUCCGGAGUAAAUACACGAUAACAAUCAAUCGCAUGUGAAAAAAUAUAUUAAGCAAAUUUAUUAAGUAAUAACAUGAUCGAGUGUUGCUACUUUUUCACUUAGAUAUUUUUCCAAUAAUUAUUUUCAUUAUGAUAUUCAAUAAUAUGUAGAAUAUUUAAACUAAUGCCUUUUAAUUUUUAUUGGGGCUCUUAAUUAUAAUAAUAAUAAUAAUAAUAAUAAUAAUAAUAAUAAUCUACAAACAUUUAUGACAGUUUGAUUUUAUAAUUACUUUUUUUUCUGCGAAGACUAAAAUAAGUUUCUUAAGGGGGAAAAGGUCUAACAAAAAAAAAGAGCAUACUUUUGUGAUAUUUUUUUUUCAGAGUACCUUCUUUAUUAAAAUUCCUAAAACUUUGGACGUUUUUAAGUAUCAUUUCAAGAAUAUCCUGCUAAAUUUUCAAUAAAAAAUAUUGAAAAAUAAGCCAGUGGUAGUGGGGAGAGACAAGUCACGUCAAAAAAAGUCUCCAGGUCGUAGACAAGAUAACUCAUGACUGCUGCUUCAAUUAAAAUUAAAAAACCAAAAAAAUUUCUUGAGUACAUAAGUUUAUGUUGGAUUUGAACGGAGGAUUUUUUGAUUGUAUCUUUACCAAAAAUUCAAAACUGAAUAUUUUGAUUAUUCCUUCCUUCAAAUCCAAGAUAAACUUAUGUACUAAAGAAAUCUUCAAGGUUUUUUAAUUUCAAAUGAAACAGUCACGAGUAAUCCUGCGUACCGCAUAGAGACUGUUUUUAAGGAGACACGGCUCUCCCCACUACCACUGGCUUAUUUUUCAAAAUUUUUUUAUGAAAAUUUAGCAGAAUAUUCUUGAAAUGAUGCUAAAUAAUGUCACAAAUUUUAAGAAUUUUGGAACAGAAUGUUCUCUGAAAAAUAAAAUCACAAAACAUGCCCUUUUUUUUUAUCUCAGUCUCCUUUCCCCCCUUUAAUAGUUUUCAUUUUUAUAAAACUUUUUCGCAUACGUUAACAUUUUUCUAAUGUAUAUUUUUUUUUUUUGAAUUUUCUGUUUAUCAUUUGAUGUAAAUAAGUAAUAACUUAAAUAUUCUAUAAAAUUAUUAUAGAACUAGCUAUUGUUUAAUUACAACAAUCAUUAUUAUUAUUCUUAUAAUCAAUAUUAUAAUUAAUAUAAUUAUAAUUAUCAUAUUUACAUAUAUCAAUUACAAUAUAUCUUUAAUUUUUCUUUCUUUUUUUUUAAAUAAUUUUUUUUUCUAUUAAUGACAGUCUUCAGGCUGAUUUGAGCACCGUUAAAUAGUACGAACUCUUGAAGUUUGUCAUAAUAAUUAUAAUUAUUCAAAUAAUGACAAUUAUAAUAACAGACACACAAAUUGUAUGAGAAAAAAAAUCCAAGAAAAACAAUAAUUGUAAUAAAUCAAAAAACGAAUCGCUAUUAUUGAUACAAUAGUCAUUUUUAAUGGCCUAAAGUUUUUGAAUAAUCGAUGACAAAAAAAAUAAUUAUCAUAUAUGACAUAAUAAAAUAUAACAACUUUUCUUACAUCCUUAAUAUUAAUUUAAAUAAAAUACAAUAAAGUAAAAUAGUGACGAUGCUUUUGGAGAAAAAUCAUGUACAUAAUUAACAUUUUUUUCUCAAAUAUUCAAAUUUUAAAAACGUCAAUCAAUAGAUAAAAAAAAAACUUAGAAAUUAUUCAUUCAUUUUGUAAUAAGUUUAUUAAAUUUAAAUAGUUAUGGAUCUUUGAGCUGCAACAGACGCUUAGCAUCUUUAUUAUUAAUAAUAAUAAUAGUUAUCAUUAUUAUUACAAUAUAUAACAUUUAUAAAUCUAAAUAUAUAUCAAUAAUGUUGAUUUAAAAAAAUAAAUCAUCGAUCGUUGAAGCUUGAGAGUUAAGAUUCGUGAUACUGAAGUUAGUCGAGGCUUUAUAAGUUUUUGAUUUUUUUUUUAAACCGACGAAGUAUAAAAAAAAAUUUUUCAAAAAAAUUGCACAUGUAGUUUUUUUAAUUUUCUACAUGCGCUUUUUUUUAGUUUUCUUUUUUUUUGCAAUUUGUUGAAAAAAAAAAUCAAAAAUUCGUAACUGCCUGUUAACUUCAGGGUCUUGUGUAUCGGUCGGAAUAAAUUACAAUUGAAUUAUGACAUAAAAUUUAUAUUGACAAAAAAAUGGCAUACGAUCACAAGUAAUCGUAACUCUUAAAGUUUUUUUUUACUGUCGAAUUAUGUGGUAUUUUGAAUUCCUUAUGUGUGUCUUAAAAAUUUAGUACGACUUAAAAUCAAAAUGGAGAAUAAUUAAAGCGUAUGAAUAUUUAAAUUUUAAAUGUCAUAUUUGUCAUCAAUAUAUUAAUAAAUACUGUUAUUUGUAUCCAAUAAAUUCAGCUUUAAUUUUUUAUCCUCAGGAAAAUUUUACAAGGGCAUUUGUAAAUCAACAGCUGAAUUUAUCGAAAAAAAAAAUCUUAAUUUAAUAAAUGUACUGUCGUACCAAUCAUUGAAAUUUUUCUCUAGUAGAGCUUGUAGUUGAUAAGUCGUACACUAAUCAAUCAUUAAAUUUAUUCAAACGCAUCUAUCGGUCAAUAGACUCGUGCAUUUUAUCAACUAAUUUCUUUUUUUUUCUACUAUUAUUAUUAUCAUUAAUUUAAAAUAAUUAAUGUAAUGUGUUUACGUAAUUAAGUAAUUACUUGAUAUGCGAGACACAAAAUUAUAAAAAGUGCGAAUGAUUUUGUAAACAAUGUAAAAAUAUUCGUACAAUUAUUUGUGAGUGUAAAAAAAGUUAAUAAUAAUAUUGUUAAUUAAAACAGUUAAUGAGAAAUAAUAAAAAAUAUACAAUUGUAAUAAAUCGGAUGAAAUAAAAAAUAUAAACACUUGCAAAUGUUGUACGUUUUGACGUUUACAUUAAACUCUAUUAUAUUAUUUGUAAUGAUUACUU